AUCUAUUUCUCAAAAUUCUUCUUUAUCUUUUUCUCACACACAAAAUAGGACAUGUACUGAAGCAACAACUGACCCCCACCCCACUCCCACUCCACUCCACCCCACCCCACCCCACCCCUUCCUUCUCUACAUUUGUAUAUAUAUAUUUUGAGUUUGAGAAAGAGGCACUCACAAGUUGUUCUCUCUUGGCUUUUAUUGUCUCAUUUCCUCUUAAUUCUCUUUGCUAUUCAAGAGUUUCUUAGAUCAGUUUGCCUCUUGUCUUUAAUUUCCAAGAACCAACAAACAUUAAACCAUCUUGGAGGAUUAGUCUCUAACUAAGAUUUAUAUUUUUUUUUCUAGCUGUACUCAGUAAUGGAUCCCUCUAGUGCACAACAUCAUCAUCAGGAAUUGUCUUCUCAAACCCUAGAAAGCAUGUUGGUGAGCACAAAGCCACAACAAGAUCAAAAGAAGCCAAAGCCACCAGAGCAAGCAAUAAAAUGUCCAAGAUGUGACUCCUCCAACACAAAAUUUUGCUACUACAACAACUACAGUCUCUCUCAACCUAGAUACUUUUGCAAAUCAUGUAGAAGGUAUUGGACUAAAGGAGGAACAUUAAGAAAUGUUCCAGUAGGAGGAGGCUGUAGGAAGAACAAAAGGUCUUCAUCAUCAUCAAGAAGUAGUAGCCAAGAACAACAUUCCAUCAACAUUCCCAAUUGCCCUACUAAUCCAUUUUCUUAUGAUUCUAGUGAUUUGAGUCUAGCUUUUGCUAGGCUUCAAAGACAAGAAAGUGGGCCAUUGGGAUUUGAAAACCAUAGUAAUAUUUCAAUGAUCAUGUGCAAUGAAAAUCCAAGUGGAUUUCUUGAUGCACUUAAGGGUAGUACUGGAUUUCUUGAAAAUGAUAAUCCAAAUGGAUUUCAUCACCAGAAUCUGUUCUAUGGAGUUGGAAAUAUUAUUAAUGGGGACAUGGGAUUACAUAAUGUGGAAAAUGGUGGAAUGGGGGUGAUCAAUAAUAAUGUAAGUGAUCAAGAAAUGGGAUUAAUGCAUAAUUAUGAUCAAGAAAUUAGCAGUGGUACUGUAACAACUACAACAGCUACAACAAUGACAACAGUUAAACAAGAGAUGUGCAACAUGGCUAGAGAUCAAGGUGACAACAAAGUUUUGUGGGGAUUUCCAUGGCAAAUUAAUGGAGAAGGAAAUAAUAUGGCUGAUUUUGAUUCAACCAGGAGAAUGUGGAAUGGAGUUGGUGGAUCUUCUUGGCAUGGACUUCUCAAUAGUCCUCUCAUGUAGAUGUUAGUAUUUCGUUUUUCGGCUUAACUCACUGGCUGAUUAAUUUAGAUUCACACUGAGGAGGAUCCAGUGAUUAUUUUGAAUUCACGUUGAGUAGGAUCCAUUAAAAAAAAGAAAUGGUUUUUUAUUAAGAAUUUCUCUAUUUUCAGGUUUGUAGUAUGCUAGGCCAAAAAGAAGAAUUUUGUUCUUAGAUCAAAGUUGAAGGUUAACUUAAUGAUCUUAAGUUGUGUAAAAAGAUUUGGUUCACUUGAAUCAUCUCUCUCUAAAUUUUUUUUCUUCUUCUUGGGAUGUCUUUUUUAGGUCUCUUCCUUGUGGAUUGACAAACUAAUUAAUGAAAGUUGAUUUAUUUUACUUCAA
Capsicum annuum is the source of this 1623-nucleotide messenger RNA. RefSeq names its product dof zinc finger protein DOF2.1. Bases 352 to 1266 code for a protein of 304 amino acids. The transcript is spliced from 2 exons. Gene Ontology annotation, molecular function: DNA-binding transcription factor activity; DNA binding. Gene Ontology annotation, biological process: regulation of DNA-templated transcription. The record is from RefSeq and is a predicted model, not a curated record. NCBI's taxonomy places the organism in Eukaryota, Viridiplantae, Streptophyta, Magnoliopsida, Solanales, Solanaceae.